UGGCGCGCGCUCACAUGACUGGCGGCGUGAUGGACCGGCUGUCGGGGGAGGCAGGCGCGGCGCCAGUCGCGGCGGCAGCUGAGGCGGAGGCUGACGAGGAGGCGGACCCGCCCGCGGCAGACUUGCCCACGCCCCAGGUCAGCGAGCGGAGGGACCCACACCCCAGUCGAAUGCAGAUGCCUCAGGGGAACCCGCUGCUGCUGUCAUACACCCUGCAGGAGCUGCUGGGCAGGGACACUGUGCAGGUGGAGCUCAUUCCCGAGAAGAAGGGCCUUUUCCUGAAGCAUGUGGAAUACGAGGUUUCCAGCCAGCGCUUCAGGUCCUCCGUGUACAGACGGUACAAUGACUUCGUGGUUCUCCACGACAUGCUGCUGCAGAAGUUUCCCUACCGCAUGGUGCCGGCCCUGCCACCCAAGAGAGUGCUGGGAGCCGACCGGGAGUUCAUCGAGGCCCGGCGGAGGGCGCUGAGGCGCUUCAUUAACCUGGUGGCCCGGCACCCCCCGUUCUCCGAGGACGUGGCCCUCCGGCUGUUCCUGUCCUUCAGUGGCCCUGACGUGCAGAACAAGUUAAAGGAAUCAGCUCAGUGUGUUGGAGAUGAAUUCAUGAACUGUAAGCUGGCUCCUCGGGCCAAGGACUUCCUCCCGGCCGACAUCCAGACCCAGUUAGCCGUCAGCCGGGAGCUCAUUCGGAACAUCUACAACAGCUUCCACAAGCUUCGCGAUCGGGCCGAGCGGAUUGCAUCGAGGGCCAUCGACAAUGCUGCUGACCUUCUCAUAUUCGGGAAGGAGCUGAGUGCUUUGGGGUCUGACACGACCCCGCUCCCCUCCUGGGCCUCUCUGAACAGCAGCACGUGGGGGUCCCUUAAACAGGCGCUGAGAGGCCUGUCCGUUGAAUUUGCACUGCUUGCUGACAAAGCUGCCCAGCAGGGCAAACAGGAAGAGAAUGACGUGGUGGAGAAAUUGAACCUCUUCUUGGAUUUGCUCCAGUCUUAUAAAGAGCUGUGUGAACGGCAUGAGAAGGGCGUGCUGCACAAGCACCAGCGUGCACUGCACAAGUACAGCCUGACGAGGAGGCAGAUGCUGAGCACUGCUGUGCAGAGCCGUGAGCCUGACGCUGCGGAGCAGCUGGAGUCCCGCAUCGUCGAGCAGGAGAACGCCAUCCAGACCUUGGAGCUUCGGAGCUACUUCUCCUUGUACUGCCUGCACCAGGAGAUGCAGCUGGUCCACGUCUACCUGCCCCUCACCUCCCACAUUCUCGGGGCCUUUGUCAACUCACAGAUCCAAGGGCACAAGGAGAUGAGCAAGGUGUGGAACGACCUGAAGCCCAAGCUCAGCUGCCUCUUCGCGGGACCCAACAGUUCCCUGACCCCACCGAGGCCCCUGGAGGACGGCGUGUCUCCUCAGUAGUGCCAGUGGCCUGGGGCGGGAGCCCGGGCGGCCUCACUAAAACCUCUUUCCAAACGAGCCUCCCUG
This is a messenger RNA of Odobenus rosmarus divergens (Pacific walrus), 1472 nucleotides long. RefSeq names its product sorting nexin 8 (gene SNX8). Bases 15 to 1406 code for a protein of 463 amino acids. NCBI's taxonomy places the organism in Eukaryota, Metazoa, Chordata, Mammalia, Carnivora, Odobenidae. Gene Ontology annotation, biological process: retrograde transport, endosome to Golgi. Gene Ontology annotation, molecular function: phosphatidylinositol binding. The record is from RefSeq and is a predicted model, not a curated record. The transcript is spliced from 12 exons.